Molecule: messenger RNA, 2212 nt
Organism: Bursaphelenchus okinawaensis
Lineage: Eukaryota; Metazoa; Nematoda; Chromadorea; Rhabditida; Aphelenchoididae
Source: the annotation of a GenBank genome assembly
AUGAACAGAACCCACCUUCGAGUGUUAUUUGCUGGUGGUUUACCAGCAGUCAACACCGAUUGUCAUGAUUACCCAGUUUUGACACCAAGAGCGACUUGUCAGUUCCCUGGAUUGCAUAUUGAGGUAGGGUUUAAAUAAAUAUUUUUAAUGACUAUUUUUAGUAAAUUUAAAAGUUUGCUCUAAGAGGCAGUAAUUUCAUGUCGUGUAUGCAAAACUUGAUUGAUCUGUCAUAAUUUACGCUCAACUUUCAGAUAAUCAAACGAAUUGCGGAUCGAAUGGGCCUGAUAUUAGAUGCUACAUAUCUAGAAGGGGAGCUACCUAUUGUUGGGACUGUGGUAAGUGACCAUGCUUUUUAGAAGUUCCCAGAAAUGUUGUUUAUUAUAUAUUGCUGCUUUUAUACUGUAGUAAAAAAUUUAAAAUCUUUCCACUCAUUUUAACAUUCAAAUAGCUUCUGUUCUUUACAUUCUAGUAACUUGUAUUCUUUUAUUUCUUCAGGAAAACAAUACGAUAACUGGAAUGCUAGGCUAUGUGUACAACAAAACCUAUGAUACAAUCGGAUUGUCUGUGGGUCAAAAUGAAGAACGAAAAAAGUAUUUUGAAUAUUCGAAGCCGUUGUAUUAUGUAGGUUACUCUGAUAUCUAAAUUACAAGUUAUUUUUAAAUUUUGUCAUUAUUUUUAAUUUGAUGCAGUAACACGGCAUGACGAGGCGUGAAUCUUAAAAUGGCAACGACAGUUAAGUAUUGUAAAAUAAUUUUAAAAUAGUACAACAAAAAAUGUAUUUGUGGAACUAAACUUCACUUUAUAUAAGUUUAGUCACUCAACAUGGCCUUCAUAAACAUGCCGGACAAUAAAUGGGACAAGUACUUUGCGUAUCUUCAAAGUUAUCAAAACAAUUCGUGGAUUGCCAUUGGAAUCGCCCUAAUGUUACAGUGCUUGCUGACAGUUAUUGUACAUAAAGUUGAGGAAGAUCUGCAGAAGGUAAGAGUAAGAAUAGAACAUCGAUUUGAAUAUUACAAUUUUCAAAAAUACAGUAAAACGUCUUCAGUAUGACACCCUCUUUAUGAUUCCAAUGAACAGUGUGACAGGUAAUCGUACUUUAGUCUAAUCUCUGGAAUGUCAUACUAAAAAGGUUUGAUUAUAAGUCAAAAAAAAAUUUUGUACGGUUUGCAAGCCUAAGAUCGAAAAAUCAUUUUUUGUCUUUUUGAUGUUAAAGAAAAAAAUUAAAGUUGACCUUCUAGGCUUCUGUACGACAUACUGUGAGCGAAUCAAUUUGGCAGAUCAUACGACUACAGUUACUUCAACCAGAAUCACUCCAGUUGACUUCUAAUGCAGGUAAACGCACGACUGUCAUUUCAAAGGCCAAAAGGCUUUAUUACUCAAUUUUUAAAUUUUGAAAUUCAGAAAAUAUCAAAACUUUAUUCAAGAAAUUCAAAAAUUGUUUUAGGAAAGUUCUCAGUAGUAAUCUUCUCGUUAGUACAAUGUACUGUAAUCAUGGGCGUCCUCAGCUCAUACAUCUUUUCCAAUCUUGUACGACCUCCCCAAUCAAUACCUUUCAAAACUUUUUCUCAAUUUACAUCACUGAUAGCUGAGGGUAAGUUACAUUUGAUCGACUUGGGAUCAGCUGGACUGCUUCAUGAGCUAAUACGAACUUCAAAUGCAUCAGACUUAUUGGGACUCAGACAUGCUUUAGUCAAAAACCCCCUUAGGGUUGGGAAUUCGGUAGAGGAAGUCAUGGACAUGAUGGACACUCCUGGCGCUGUUUUAGUCAGAUUCGUAAGGUUUUGCUAGAGCUUUGAUUAAAAAUUGUCUAUGUUAACAUAGCUUUAAUAUUGUAUAUUGAACAACGUAAAAAUGUCAUUUCCAGGACGAUGAGCAUCUAACCUUUAAAGUUCAUGAAAAAUGUGGCCUCUACAUAUAUGACUCACUGUUACCUCCUUCCUUUGGUUACCUGGUUUUCAAGAAGGGGUUCCCCUACAUGAAUGAAGUUAAUCGUGCUGUAGACCUUGAACACCAUAACUUUCGAAAAAUGUGGUUAAAAUACUUACGAUCCUAUCGAGGACAGCUCGGAUGCUCACCUGUGUCAUAUCGUCGUAUUGAAGAGCAUUAUCCUUACAUUGGGACAGUUAUGAUGUUAGCGUUGGCUGAAAUUAUAGCGUUUACUCUCUUUGUAAUGGAGCUUUUUGUUCAUUAUUUUUAUCGCAAAACGUUUUAA